This is a messenger RNA of Plasmopara halstedii, 1038 nucleotides long. RefSeq lists its product as uncharacterized. The transcript is spliced from 2 exons. NCBI's taxonomy places the organism in Eukaryota, Oomycota, Peronosporomycetes, Peronosporales, Peronosporaceae. The record is from RefSeq and is a predicted model, not a curated record. Bases 1 to 1038 code for a protein of 345 amino acids.
AUGACCUUGGCUCAUGGAGGUCAAUUACAAAGCUUUAUUUGGCUCUUCAUAGUGGUGCUUGAGAGUGUCUGUUUCGCGUCCGACGGUUCCAAUCUAGAUGUAGGAACGGUCGCCGCAGCUUCAGCCACAGGAUCGGCGACUGAAGGCGAUAUAGGCAAUGGAGAAGACGAUGAGCAGCUUCAGAGACAACUGACGACACUGAGGGUAUGUGGUUGGCUGGUGUUGCUGCUUUACGUGGCGUUGUCGCUGGCCAUUGUGUGGCAAACCUCGCUACACUUUCUGUACUCAAGUGCCAGUGCCAAGAAGGCGUUUCACGUGACGCUCCUUGUAUCGAUGCUGCUUCAGUUAUCUCAGGCGAUCGAGUGGAUCUGGUUUCCAACGUCACAUGCCUGGAAGGUCAUUUACGUUUGCCGUCUUCACUCCCUGUUGCUACUCUCUUUCUGCAAGUCUUACCUGGCCGUCUGUUGGGCUGGUGUCGUCUCGGCGGGACAGCAACUGGCUCGACGUCGCAUGACCAAAUAUGUUACGGGAAUGAACGCGUUACUUAUUCUUUGGGGUGUGAUAGUACCAAUCUUGCUUGCUGGAUACAGUGAUAACAUCAACGGCCAGUACAGCUUCAUGAAUAGCACCUUUCGAAGCGUGCUAAAAUUUUCAGACGGGUUUAUUGUGCUCGCAUACGGCGUGCUGUUAGGUUAUCAGGGUUUUUGCCUGCGUCGCCGCCUGCAGCUUGCACGCGGUACUGUUCCAGCCGAUAGCGUGGAGAAGUCGCUUAGCCAACUUAUGCUGGCUAUCUCAAUCUUUAUCGUCUCCGAUCUAAUGCGAAUUCUGGCCAUGGUGCUUAACGAGUCACAAGUUGCCAUGUCCAUACUCAUUUACCUAAUCAUGUAUAACAUCAUUCCCAACAUCUUUCCGACGUUGUGCAUGUUGCACCUUAUGAGAAGGCUUACGAGAAAAGAUGGCAGCAACAGCCCGACUCGGACGGCAGCACUGGAAGCGAUGGGGCUAAUCGUGAAAAUGCUCUGGCUAGAACGCAAUUAG